GGGAUCACUCGCAGUGCUUCGGGAGCAGCAACAACUUUGGCGCACCUGAUGCUGCUGCGCUGGCUAUGGUGGCCUCUUCUCGUUCAUGACCCAUGACGUCGUGCCCUCACUGCGUCGUUUGUUACCCAGUUCCCUAGUUCUUAGUCUCCCCCCUCCUCCCCCCUACUUUACAUGUCUCGUCCUCCUCGCCCCCUUUUGACGACGUUGGCAAACUUUUUCAACGCCCCUUAACUACUCCCGGCUCUCGCCAGCGAUUCCACAGCCGUUCUUCGGGCUUUCUAAUCAUGGCUGGGUGGCCGAUACACUCCUUCCGAUGGACUGGUGCUCAAUGUCUAGAUUUCUAUUCUGAAUUGUGUGACGCGAUCCUUGUCAUGAUUACUCCGUUCGCCGGAUUCUCGCCUGCCCGUUAAUCACUUGUCUUGGAGGUCUAGGAGGAGUUGAAGCGUGGGGAGAAAUUGGGAGGUGGGUGCGACGGGUGUUUGGUGACGGGAUAGUUGCGGGGGGAGCUGUGGUGGAGGUUCCCGAUUUUUGGCUCAUGAAGCACGAUAUAUUUCAAGCUUGAACACCUGUGGAGACAAAUCAGUGGGCGAAUUAAUAGGCACCCGUAGCUGAAUGAGGCCUUUAAUUUAUGAGAGGCUAUUACGACCGUGCGAACGAAGGAGCUGGUGGUCUAGCAUACAAUUCCCUGUGAAUCGGAUGUUCGUGUGAUUUCAAGUAAGUGUUGUAACAAAAUCGGUCUUAUGGUGGACAAAAAGACAUGCCUUCCACUGCAUUUCUCGCCAUCGUUACGUCCCGGCGGAGCUCCUGCUACCAAUGGAUACCACCAGACAGCGGGAAGUCAUGUAGACACGAAACUCGAAGGAAGAUAUGACUUCUAUGCUGCCAAUAUGAAGGAUAUAUGGAAUGCGAAGGAAUGGAGAAAGGUAUCAACGGUGUGGAGGCUGCUUGUCUUGGUAGUUGUCGGAGGCUUUGGUGUAUACAUGUGUAUGGUGGGCUUGGACAGAAGGCAAUUUUCGUAUGAGCCUGUGGAGGAGUUAGUUCUGAAAGAUGUGAGACGAGAAGAUGAUUCUUGUCCUCGACGUGAUCAUCUGGAUUUUUACCAACACUAUCCACUUCCACAUACAUACGAGAGGAAUGAGUGCACAUGCACCCCUGUACACUAUUUUGUAAUAUUAUCAAUGCAAAGGUCAGGUAGUGGGUGGUUCGAGACGCUUCUCAACAACCACCCAAAUAUUAGUUCCCAUGGCGAAAUUUUCUCAGUCAGGGAACGGAGAGAUAAUUUUUCCUCCAUUGCUAGAAACAUGGACAAGGUCUUCAACUUGGACUGGCUGAACAGUGCUUCGAAGAAUGAAUGCACCGCAGCUGUGGGUUUCAAGUGGAUGCUAAAUCAGGGUCCGAUGGAAUACAAUAGGGAGGUUUUAGACUACUUUGAGAGGAUGGGUGUUUCUGUCAUUCUGCUACUUCGACGGAACGUGUUGAAGCGGUUAAUCUCAAUCAUGGCGAACUCAUAUGAUCAGCGUGCGAAGAUCCUGAAUGGCACUCACAAGUCGCAUGUUCACUCAGUUGAGGAGGCGUUGAAACUGGCAGAGUACAGGCCAGUCAUAGACGUGAACCAUUUGCCAGAGAAUUUACAGCGAGUUGAGAAAAUGGCCAGCGACGCCCAACGCCUCUUUAACAAAACUCGCAGCCGACUUGUCUACUACGAAGACCUGGUAAUGGACUCACAGCGCUUGACUGAGAUCCAAACAUUUCUCGGGGUGCCACCGCGGAAGCUAGAAAGCCAGCAAGUGAAGAUUCACACACGCCCAUUGAGAGAGCAGAUCCAAAACUGGGAUGAGGUACUAGCCCGUUUGAAUGGGACCAGGUAUGAACUUUUAAUGCACGAUGACGAUUACACAUGAUAAUCCACGGAAGCACCCAGCUGGUGUUUCGUUUUGUACAUUAGAUAUUGGGAGGAAUAGGGUGGUUUUUGUAGCAGUGUUAAAUGCGAUCAGAUCUUCUAGUAUUGGCUUCUUCCUGCUUCUCUCAUGUCGGCAUGUUUGCGUGUCAUGCCACUUAAACUGUUCGACCUCGCAUCCUUGUACUAGAAACUAGUGUUUUUUUAGCACCUGAAUGAAGUAUUGGUGUAGUAGAGCCAUCCAUAAGAGGCUAUAAAACUAUAGCUCCUGUCAAUUUUCACGAGAAAGGCUGCGUGGGGGGGCGACUCACCCCAUUUGGUCCCAAACGUGGAGUUGGUGUUUUAGUCUGCCAUAUUUGUACACUCCUGGUGUACAAACUGUAAAGCGUUUUUCUCUCUUUUUGAAAUUGAGAGGUGGUUCCAUUUGUUUUGCUGCUUUGUAA
Molecule: messenger RNA, 2340 nt
Organism: Physcomitrium patens
Lineage: Eukaryota; Viridiplantae; Streptophyta; Bryopsida; Funariales; Funariaceae
Source: RefSeq, a predicted model, not a curated record